Cyprinodon variegatus (sheepshead minnow) is the source of this 2738-nucleotide messenger RNA. RefSeq names its product N(alpha)-acetyltransferase 30, NatC catalytic subunit (gene naa30). The transcript is spliced from 4 exons. Gene Ontology annotation, cellular component: NatC complex. Gene Ontology annotation, molecular function: protein-N-terminal amino-acid acetyltransferase activity. Gene Ontology annotation, biological process: N-terminal peptidyl-methionine acetylation. The coding region runs from base 194 to 1306 and encodes 370 amino acids. The record is from RefSeq and is a predicted model, not a curated record. Lineage: Eukaryota; Metazoa; Chordata; Actinopteri; Cyprinodontiformes; Cyprinodontidae.
UUUGCGGCAGCAGGGAAAUCGAGGGGAGAGCAGUGACAAACGUCGCCAACGGUCACGUUAUCUCCUCUAAAGUGCUCGGAUUUUUAUAAUAUUCGGUCAACGGGCUCAGAUAUUGAUCGUUUAAUUCUUCUCUUGGUGGAUGAGAUUUUGUUGGACUUUUCCGAAGCGCGUCUCUCCACUUUAAUGCGGUGGGAUGGCCACAGUGCCGCCUGGGCCUAGUAACGCACUGCCUACAUCCCCGGCUGAAGUUGCUCCUUUCUCCGGGGCAGGGAGAGCGGAGCCAGCGGUGGAAGCCGGAGAGCCCACCUACAGCGGGGAGGACUGCGGGCCCGCCGGUACGGGCAAGACGCAGCCAGUGAACGAGGUCAAAAGGUCGGCUAAGAAGAAGCAUAAAAACAUGCUAGCCCGGGCUAGCCCGGCGGCUCUCCACUUGAAAAUGCAAGCCGGAGAGCAGCAGCAGCAGCUGAAUGGCUUGGUCAGCUCCUCUGAGGACCUCGACGGCCACCAGCGCACAGGGAGCCGGCCUGACAAUCUCAAACCGUCCGAGGACAACUGUGACAGCAGCUGUUGCAGCGAGGCUGCGGCCGACAGGAACAGGACGGAGCACUGCCAGCACGAAGGCCACAGCCCCUUCUCCAAAAACGGCAGCCACUCUCCUGUGACUAACAGCAGCGUGAACGGGAUGCCGGCGACCCACGAAGCCGAGGACCAGCGUGAGCACACUAUGAGAGGAUCGGAGGACAGCGACGGGCCCUGUGGAGGGGAGAGCCCCUCUGAGCUGCAGCCGCCGGCCGCCCAGCUGGCCCGGCUCGACCUGAGCGGCUCUCCCAGCAGAGCAGAGGACAGCCACGGCAUCCGCUAUGUCCGCUACGAGUCCGAGCUGCAGAUGCCCUGGAUCAUGAGACUCAUCACCAAGGACUUAUCAGAGCCUUAUUCCAUUUACACAUACAGGUACUUCAUCCAUAACUGGCCGCAGCUUUGCUUUCUGGCCAUGGUGGAGCAGGAGUGCGUGGGAGCCAUCGUUUGUAAGCUUGACAUGCAUAAGAAGAUGUUUCGCCGUGGCUAUAUUGCCAUGCUGGCCGUGGACUCAAAACACAGAAGGAAAAGUAUUGGUACUAAUUUGGUAAAAAAGGCCAUCUACGCCAUGGUGGAGGGGGACUGUGACGAGGUUGUCCUGGAGACAGAGAUCACCAAUAAAUCCGCCCUGAAGCUGUACGAGAACUUGGGUUUUGUCAGAGACAAGCGGCUGUUCAGAUACUACCUGAACGGAGUGGACGCGCUGCGGCUCAAACUGUGGCUCCGCUAGAGAGAAAGAAGCAGACGGGACUGAGGGGGAGGGAGGCGGGUCUCCAGGUGCUGUUCACCUCUAACACUAGGAGCUCAAGAGCCUGAGUUCUGCCCUUUGGUCAUUUCCCACAUUAACACAGCACACACACAAAUGCACCCACACCCACCCACCCGUGUUCAGACACCUUCCUUUUCUCCUCAAUGUCCAAAAACAACUUGGGUGGAAAAAGACUGAAUUGCCAACAGCCGUGUUUUUAUUUUUUACGAAGAGGGCGGCCUCGGGGGACGGAGCUGUCGCCUCAGCGCACUGUGACGUGACAGGGGCACCACACCAAAUCAUCCUGCAGAACCACGGACUAAACAGACCUGCAGGAAGCGACACGCAAAGGGACACGGGAAAGCAGGAAGCGCGGCUACAAAGAGCGACCGGGAGGAAAAUAUUUGUGAAGUUUAUUUUUGGGUUGUUUUUUUUUUUUAAAGCCUUGUUCGGUUGGGGAGGGUUAAAGAUCUAGUCUGACUUGUGUGUUUGUACUGCCACAUGAUAUAUAUUUUUUUUCAGGUGUGUGUGUUUUUGAUUGUAUGUGCUGCUGUUGGUUUCACUGAAUUUUGGGUGACUGCUUGAAUGCGCACUGUAUGUAUUAUUUUUCUUGAGUUUGUUUUUCUUGUUCCGGGCGUGGCGCCCUGCUGCUGUCUCUCCCAUCAUCUGGACCAGAACCUGUAAAUCACGCGUGCUUCUGUUUGUUUUUACUGUGAGAGCAGGAGGAGAAAUCAUCUCUCCUUCCUCCGUUUGGUCCAGAGCAGUUGUUCAAAGCAAAUCAAUCCACACCUCAUCACCUCAAACUUGACCCAACUUAGGGAUAAACCACCUUUAUUUUUUUCCUCUUCGAUGUCUAUCACUAUAACCAGCCAUUUCAGGGUAUGAUUUACAAAGUUUAUGUCCCCCCCCCCCCCUUAGAUACACUGCCAGCCUCUGCAAAAUCCCCCCAGAAGAGACUCUUUGCCAAGGAUGGUGUGGUCCUAUAUGUCCAAGCUGUUUACUGAUUGACAUUAGCAGUCCCUUUCUCAAGUGCCACUCUGUCCAUCCGGACUGACAGGAAUUGGUUCUGCACUUCUGUUCCCGAUGCUGGAUUCCUGUUUGAGUAUGCUGUGUGUAUUUAAACUGUGGAUAAAGGAAGGACAAAAGAAAAAUAGAGUAUUCUUAGAUCAUAUUUUCUUUUUUUUUUUUUAUUAAGAAUUUCACCACAGUACAUUCGGGCAUACGAAACUCAACACACCUCCAGAACCUUCAGAGUUCUCCAGUUCACACUAAUUGGUGAAGAAAUGCUUCAGCUGCUUAUUUUUUUUUCUUUUAAAGAAAAAUGUCAGAUAAACCUACUUUUUAAAUGGUUGCAGUGUUUGAGUAAGAGUACGUCCUGCAACUUUAAAAGCGGUUUGGAUCAGCUUGGUUCCAA